CCAAUCUCCUUACACAUUAAUUUAUAUAAGUCCCUCAUUCCUUAUUAAUUUACUCAAACACAAAUACCUUAAAAUUUUAUUUGACAUUUAACAACGUUUGUGUCAUGGAUUCCGGUCUAUGCUUAGUGUCUAGUCUAAAACAUCAAACUAUAGUUCAAAAUAAUUUCUAUGACCCAUCUUGGUUACAAAAACAACGUCAUGUUCCAAUGAACUUUGUUUGGCCAAAAGAGUGUCUAGUAAAUGCAAAUGAAGAACUACAAGCACCAUUAGUGGACCUUGAUGGGUUCCUUAAAGGUAACGAAGAGGCUACAAAGAAUGUUGCAAAACUCAUAUCAAAAGCUUGUUCAACACAUGGGUUUUUUCAAGUGAUUAACCAUGGUGUUGAUUUAAGUCUUAUUGGUGAAGCUUAUAAUCAAAUGGAUGGUUUUUUUAAGCAACCAAUUAAUAGGAAACUUAAUGCUCGUAAGAAAAAGGGGUCUAUGUGGGGUUAUUCGGGUGCACAUGCUGAUCGAUUCUCAUCUAAAUUGCCUUGGAAGGAAACACUUUCUUUCCCCUUUUAUGAUAAUACUUUUGAGCCUGUUGUCACCAACUACUUUGACUCCACCUUAGGGGAAGAUUUUCAACAAGCUGGAGUGGCAUUCCAAAAGUAUUGUGAAGCUAUGAAGAAAUUAGGAAUGAAGUUGAUGGAGAUAUUGGCAAUAAGCUUAGGAGUGGAUAGGUUGCAUUAUAAGUACUUGUUUGAAGAUGGUUGUUCAAUAAUGAGAUGUAACUAUUACCCAUCAUGCCAAGAACCAAGUGUUGCAUUAGGGACAGGACCACAUUGUGACCCAACAACAUUAACAAUACUUCACCAAGAUCAAGUUGGAGGUCUUGAUGUGUUUGCAGAUCAUAAGUGGCAGACGGUUAAACCUCGUUCAGAUGCUUUUGUUGUUAACAUUGGUGAUACUUUUACGGCAUUAUCAAAUGGAAGAUACAAGAGUUGUUUGCAUAGGGCAGUGGUUAAUAGGUACAAAGAGAGGAGGUCCUUAGCAUUCUUUCUGUGCCCAAAAGAAGACAAAGUAUUGAGAGCCCCACAAGAUAUUGUUAGUAGAGAUGGGACAAAACAGUAUCCUGAUUUCACAUGGUCACGUUUGCUUCAAUUCACACAAAAUUACUACAGAGCAGACGAAGCUACUCUGCAAAACUUCACCAAGUGGUUGAUAUCUUCCAAAACCACUAACCCUUUACCUUAAUAAUCAACCAAUUAUACAUAGCUUUUUUGUUUUGCUUUUUGCUUUUUGCUUUUUGCCAGAGGUUGAGAUAUGCUAUAUUCCGUCGUCCUAUUAAUUAUCAAUUAUUGCUUAAUGGCUUCAUGUGUUGUAAUUUUCAUGAUUUUUUUAUUUAUGUAACUGGAAUUUCAUUUC
Messenger RNA from Cicer arietinum (chickpea), 1403 nucleotides. Its product is annotated as gibberellin 20 oxidase 1-B-like. Lineage: Eukaryota; Viridiplantae; Streptophyta; Magnoliopsida; Fabales; Fabaceae. The record is from RefSeq and is a predicted model, not a curated record.